Rhodofomes roseus is the source of this 1834-nucleotide messenger RNA. Its product is annotated as MFS general substrate transporter. Gene Ontology annotation, biological process: transmembrane transport. Gene Ontology annotation, molecular function: transmembrane transporter activity. The record is from RefSeq and is a predicted model, not a curated record. Lineage: Eukaryota; Fungi; Basidiomycota; Agaricomycetes; Polyporales; Fomitopsidaceae. The coding region runs from base 194 to 1834 and encodes 546 amino acids. The transcript has 10 exons.
GGCAUGUCGGCACGCCCAUCGGUGUGGAAGCCCGAACGAUCGAGGCGUGAUGCACGCGUUGUGUAAAUCCGGAAAAGGAAAAUCACGGUUUGAACAAAUCGAAGGACUCGGAGCCGCAGAUUCAUAAGACCCCCUUCAGCGGGCUUCCCGGGACCAGAGGUCUCAUCCCUCCAUAUUCCAGGGCUGCCCAGACAUGGAAAGUGCUCAGGAAGAACACAGACAGCCUCAAGGCCCCGAAGCACCCACUCCGAGAGGCUCCAACGGUUACGACAUUCAUGAAUCUAGGCCUAAGGCUGGAGACGACACCCAUGAUGUCCACAGUAUGACGGGGUCCAAAGAACGCCUCCCACCCUCUCAGGAGAAACCAUACAGUAUCUAUACAACAGACGAAAAAUGGUUCAUCGUCGCUGUGGCUGCGCUCGCAGCCCUGUUCAGUCCAUUCACCGCCAACAUAUAUUUCCCGGCCAUUCCGACAAUGGCGGAUGCCUUCAACCGUUCAAUCGAAGACAUCAACUUGACCGUCACGGUCUACAUGGUUGUACAAGGGAUUUCUCCAAUGUUCUGGGGGACUUUGGCCGAUCGAUGGGGACGAAGGCCAAUGUUCUGUGCCUGCAUGCUUAUUUUGUGUCUCGUUUGUAUCGGACUCGCCCUCAUGCCCACAGACGCAUAUUGGCUCCUCAUGUUUCUGCGCUGUCUACAAGCCGCAGGGUCAGCGAGUACCGUAGCCCUAGGUGCUGGCGUGAUCGCGGACAUUGCAGAGCCCAAAGAGCGCGGCAUGUACUAUGGCAUCUGGAACAUUGGGCCUAUGGUUGGACCAUGCAUAGGUCCCGUUCUUGGUGGUGUACUUGCCGAGGGCCUCGGUUGGCGGUCCAUCUUCUGGUUUUUAGCGAUAUCGUCCGGCAUAUGUUUCCUACUCAUCCUUGCUUUGAUGCCAGAGACGUUACGUGCAUACGUCGGCGACGGCAGCAUUCCACCUCCCCGCGGCUACCAGCCGCUCAUGCCUAUCAUCGGCCGCAAGCGCAUGCGCAUGUCCAGCGCUCCCUUGGAUCCAUCUGUGCGCCCUCCGCGACGCGGCUUCAACAAUCCGUUCAGGCUGUUCCUAUUCUUUGACGUCACUCUACUACUUUUCUACAACGGCGUCGUAUAUGCUGUCUUCUAUGGUGUCACGACGAGCAUCUCCACGCUGUUCCAGGCUACAUACCCGUACCUCACCGAAACGGAGACCGGACUGUGUUUCCUCGCGAUCGGCGGAGGGAUGCUUGUUGGCGGCGUCAUCACAGGCAAAGUCAUCGACCGCGAGUACAGACGCGUAAGGGACCAGAUGAUCGCCGCUUCUGAGAAGGAGACGGACCCAGAGAAGAAGCUGAACCCUGAGGAAGUCACGAAAGAGGAGCACUUCCCUAUUGAGAAAGCGCGGAUGCGGCUCAUGCCGUUCUACCUGGGAUUGUUUGUGGCGAUGUGCAUAGUGUACGGCUGGUUACUGGCCGCGAAGGUCAACAUCGCAGGUCCCUUGAUCAUCCAGAUCGUCUUGGGAUAUGCCGUGGUGGCUACGAUGAAUGUCACGCAGACUAUCAUCGUUGACCUCGCACCAGGCAAUAGUGCGUCCGUGACAGCUUGCAACAACCUGGUACGGUGCUCUCUCGGUGCAGCACUUGUCUCUGUCAUCGACAUCAUGCUCAACCGGUUAGGACCCGGCUGGACUUAUGUUCUCCUCGCAGGGAUCUGUUUAGUUCUCUCGCCCAUCAUGAUCUUCACUUACAUCAUGGGGCCACGAUGGCGUGCUCACCGCCGGGCGAAACGACAAGCCCAAGAAGCUGCCGCUGCGAGGAGCUGA